Messenger RNA from Suillus bovinus, 1269 nucleotides. RefSeq lists its product as uncharacterized. The record is from RefSeq and is a predicted model, not a curated record. Lineage: Eukaryota; Fungi; Basidiomycota; Agaricomycetes; Boletales; Suillaceae. Bases 1 to 1269 code for a protein of 422 amino acids. The transcript has 6 exons.
AUGCGCUUCGUUUGCUUCUUUGCGUGUAUUGCUUCCUGUCUUUCUAUUUCUCGUGCUUUCAAUGUGACUGUUGGGACUCCUACUCAAUGCGGUCCUCUCAACAUCUCAUGGACUGGUGGGCAAGCACCAUUCCAAAUACUUUUAACUCCCUCUUUGAAACCGUAUCAGAAUGUAUCUGUACCAGCAUCGACCUUCAGCAAUGGCGUAGGCUCUUAUUCAAUACCACAAUUAGCGUUGUCGGCAGGAACAGUGUUUCUACUCACUAUGUCUGACGCCACCGGAUUUGGUUCGGGUGGGACGACAAUUGAACUCACUGUUGGGAAUUCUGGAAAUAACGAUUGCAUCAUUCAAAAUCUGUCACCUACUUUCACGUUCGACGUAGAUCCAACUCCAAGUCCGAUGACGCAAUGCGGUCAAUUCACCAUUACGGUCAAUGGCACUGCAGUCCUGCCUAUUACUAUCGUGCAACUUAUUCCCGGCGGACAACCAGCUGUAUUCUAUUCCAAUAACGAAACUUUUACCUCGGUUGUAGAUGUCAAGGGAGAAACGCAACUCAUGUAUUUUGUCACCGACUCCACGGGUAAACAAGGUGGGACCUCCGAGUCCUAUGGGGUGAUAGGGUCGAGUAAUUUCUCGUGUAUAAGCGCCGUCUCGCCGUCAUCCACUGUAGGCAUAUUGGCCACAGCCACGACCACGUCAUCUCCUUCAAGCAGUUCAUCAAGUAGUCCAUCAAGCAGCAAUGUUGCUCUUAUAGCAGGCGUGGUGGUCGGUUGUGUAGCGGUUCUUACUGCAUUGUUCAUCUUCGGCGUAUGCUUGUGGCGUAAACGGAGAGCAUCCCGCUUUCUGCCUCCUACAAAAAGCUAUUUUCGAGUGCAGAACACAGACGAAAUUGGCCUUUACAGUGACAGUCCACCAUUGGUAUCACCAUAUCCUGUUAGCUACCUUGGUCCAUCCAUUCGACCUGGAUCCCAACCGAGCACUAUCAACACAGAAUCUGCUACCUAUGAAGACAUUCAGAUGAAUCCUCCCAUAGCCUUCAAUCAAACACAGAAUAUCCGUCAGAGCCCUGACACAGACAGCUCAACUAUACAUGGCAAUCAAUUCAUGGCGUCGACUAGCACGCAAAGAGCCUACCGACAUCCUGGUCAAAUUAUUGUGCAUACCGAUGCUGGUGAUAUUGUGCCAGACCACAAUUGUUUAAUUGAACUUCCGCCGCAGUAUUCAGAGCAUCGGGGAACCCGUGCUUUUGAAUCUGAAUCUGCGUCAUGA